Molecule: messenger RNA, 765 nt
Organism: Mesorhabditis belari
Lineage: Eukaryota; Metazoa; Nematoda; Chromadorea; Rhabditida; Rhabditidae
Source: the annotation of a GenBank genome assembly
AUGCUCCAGCUAGCUUUUAUUUCAACGCUUUUCGCGUAUGUUUUCUGUCAAGCUCUCAGCGUGGAACAGUAUAAUAUCUUCAUGGCUGUUGCGAAAGAUCGUCAACAAAUGAAUCAGAUGGCAAUGAUGGCAAUGGAAUUGGGAUUGGCUGGUCUUCAAGCAAGCAACGAUGUUUCCAUCACUGGAAUGCUGAAUGCAUUGACACAAACAAACCUCGCCAACCCAACUCUAACAGGAUCUACUGUCAUCAAUCCAUUGACUCAGGCCAUUUUAACGAAUCCAACUCUGCUUGGACUUCAGAACACAGGUGUAAUCAAUCCUUUGGGUCAGACAACCUUGACGAAUCCAACUCUGACCGGAUACCAGAACACUGGAAUUAUCACUGCGUUGAGCCAGACUGGUUUCCCCUACUCGACUCUGGCCAGAUUGCAGAACAAAGGUCUAAUCAAUCCAUUCACUCAGAUGGGUUUAACCUUCCCGACUCUAACCGGAUACCAGAAUACAGCAGCCGUCAACCCAGCUCUAACCGGAUAUCAAAGUCUUGGAAGCCUCAAUCCAUUCACUCAGACCGCUUUCACCUAUCCAGUCUCAACCGAUUACUCGACCGGUUUCAUCACUCCGCUAAACCAGAUUUCCCUUCUUAACCCGAGCCUCACCUCGGGUCUCAGCGCCUAUUCCGGUGUGAGUGGAGUCAAUGGAUUGAAUGGUCUUUAUGGAAAUCUUGGCUCCUAUUCGACUCUGACUGGAAUUGUCGGCAAAAGAAGA